AUGCCUACCGAAGAAGCCACAUUCAACGAAGGUCAGCACUUACCGGUUGGGAGCUAUCAAACUCUUCGGAAACUUUCAACUGCAGCAGUGAAGUUCUCUCCAUCGGUUCAAAUCAUUGAAAAUGAAGAUGACAUAUACAAGCUAGAUGAGGUCGAUUUAAACCCAUCCUUCGAAACCUUGAAGAAGCGCAGGCUGACUGCCUUCCAGUCACAACUUGAGGAUUUCAAAAAAGUGGAGAUUGCCAAAUCAUCUGUGCGGAGAACCCUUGGUCGCCUAUCAAGUCUUCUUUGCGGUCUCUCGAUCUUGAUUACUUUAUUUACUAUUUUUGAUGUAGAAAUGAGCUACAAGUGCGGCAUGUCAUUCAGAACAGGAGAAAUGCUCAAUACGACAUGUUCUGCAAUCCUGGCGAUUAGAUCCCCCAUCUUCUUCAAAUCUCUCAUUUCACUGUGUUCGAUCGGGAUGUGCGUUGGUCUUUACGUUCACUAUCACUUCCAGUGUCAGUAUCUCAUCGUAGUGCAUCAGCUCCCUGUGAACUCGACAGUUCUGAGUUCUCCUCUCCGCAACAGUUUCCUGGCUGAACUGUUCCUCUGCUUCCUGCAUAUUCCACCAUUGCUUGAUAGGUUCCUUCCAACUGAGCUACAACUGAUAUCUGUUCUGCGUCUCUAUCUUACCGGGCGGUAUAUGAAAGAACAUAAUGCCACCAUGAGGAGUAGAUCGACCCGAUUCCUGGCAUCAGUGCUAAAGAUAGAACUGACAUCCAGCUAUCUUGUCAAGACAUUCUUCUUAAGACAUCCUUUGGUCAUGAUCGUCCUCUGCUAUCUGCUCAAUAUGUUUGGUUCUGGUUACCUAGUAUUUGCAAUGGAUCGGUACAACAAUCCACUUCAUCACAACACAUUCGAGGACACAUUAUGGAUGCAAGCAGUUACCAUGACAACACUUGGCUUUGGUGAUGUGACUCCCGACUCUUUGUUAGGUAGAGCCGUAGUGGCCUUUUCAGCAGUCUGUGGUAUAUUCCUUAUGGCCCUCCUUAUCAGCGUCAUCCACGACGGAUUGCAUCUUACUCAACAAGAAAAACGGAUAAUGGCGUACGUGGAGAGAAUAGACCACAGCAAACGAUAUAAAGAAAUGGCUGCUCGAUGUAUCCAGGCGACCUGGCGUUUGUAUCGUUGGCAUAGAUACGACGACAAAGCUACCCUUACCAAGUUUCAGUUUUGCCUUUCAAAGCUAGGUCUCGUUCAUCCUAAAACACACCUCACCAACCAACUCUACGCGGCUCUGUUCCACUGGCGAGAGAUCAAAAAAAGCAAGACACCGGAUGAAACGUGGGUGAAGGAUUUUGUAGCCGACAAUACCGCUCUCAUGUUGACCGAUGUACUCAGGAAAAUGGAUAAUAUUGAGGACAUGUUGAUGGAUCCUUCAUCGGAGGAGAAGCCGAACGAAGAUUAUCAGGAUGAUGACGAUGAUGAUGAUGAUGGUGGUGGUGGGAACACCUUACAGGUAUUCACCAAUGAUGAUGAUGACGAACCAGUUAAAAAGACUGGAUCUGAAAUAUAUGACGACACAGUAGACGUCCCGUCUUCUCGUAAGAUAAUAACUGCAUGGGCAGAACCAUCACCUUGUCCGCACCUACCCUACUCCCUCCCACACCCUGUCAUCACUGUCCAAGGACCGGACGAACCAUCUGAAACUGCACAUCCUAGAGCAAUGACCGGUUCAAAGACCACAUCCUCAGCGGUUCUUCGCCGCAUCACAGAAGCAGAACUGAAAGUAGACAAAAUGUAUCGGGAUAUGCGGAAAGAACUCUCAGAUAUAAAGACACUCCUUUAAAGAGCAGACGUUGUUCGCGUUGAUGAUGAUAACGGUUGAUACGAUUGACUUGUCGUCCGAUUGCCACCUAUUGUUGGCGAAUUAUGUCUGAAAAUGGUUUUAAAUUUUAUUCAGCUAAUGCAAGCUAGUAGGCCUGUUGGAUCUAAGUGUCCGAUAACACUGUCGUCUAAAACUCGCAUCCUGGGGAGCGUUUCAUCAACAUUUUCGUCCGACAAGUUGUCAGAUCUGACAUCUUUCCUGGAAUCUGAUUGGCUAAGAAGCACUGUUACUAUGGUAACUGUCGGAUAAAAAUGGGACUUGUCGGAUAAAACAUCCGAAAAGUCCUUUCAUGACACGCUCUCCUGUAAUCAAAUGCAGUAGGCCCUACCUCUACCAUCAGGAAUUGCAUAUGUUGUACUAAUAAACUGCGAGGAAUAAAAAUUGUUCCGUCGACAGUUGUUUCAACCACAAUAGGAGAUUUCGUUCCGCACGACGGGUGCUUUUACGAUGAUGAAACUGACGAUUGGGGACGAAGUAUCUGUGCUUGCGUCAAUCCUAAAGUUUCGGCCGUCCUCGGCGUCGUGCUGAAAAUGACAACAUGGCAUAGAGAUUUGUUACAAGAUACCUUUUUCCAAUACGUCAACGCGAGUACGUCAUUUCCUAACAAUCGAAAUUAUUAAUUAGCUGGACGGAACACUAUAACACCCAACUGGUCAGCCGUCGUCGUCGUCGCAGUAUCCGUCGUCCAAUAUGAAAACUCUUGAUUAUACCGUUGCUCCGACGAAAUAUAUCUUUAAUCUUGACGUUUUCGUUAUAGAGUGUUGGUUAACACGGGGGGGGGGGGGGAAAUGAUAAUUGCCGUGUUUUCAGGUGUAAGUAUCUUAUACCUGAAGUUCGUCUUGGCAUUUAGGGUGUAAUCAAUAUAAUGUCGAGAUAUAAUACAUAAUCAGCAUCGCAUCGGGACCAGGAACUGUAACAUGAUAUCAUUAGAUCAGGAUAUUUUUUAGCAACACAACCGUCUACCGAACGGGGGCGAUUGGAUUACCUUCGAACUCGGCCAAUUCAUCAGCAUACUAGUUUGUGACGUCAGCACAAUUUUCAUGCUCAAGUCGCAAUUCAAUAAUAUGCCCCAUCUAUUCAUUACCGCGUCUGUAUUUUAUUAAGACAAAAGGUUAAUUAACAUAUUUCUUAUUUGUUCAUUAUUUGCAAGGUUUUAAAAAUCAGGGAAACGACUCCAUGUGAUCAAAAUAUAAUCAAAUUUUCUUUAUUGAAAUAGAAUGAACUACUUCUAUUGAAAUCUCAGUUCUGUACUUCAAAGAUUGCAAGCCUGUCUAAAUGGUAUUGCAGAUUUGAUAUUCAUUGACUUGUUAAAGCCAAAUCAGAUGCAGGGACUAAGUUUAUAGGAGGUGAAUAUCAUCGAUUGUGCUUAUGCAACGCUCGAAAGUUGUACUUUAUAAAAUGAAUUCAAGUUUCAAACAAUAAUAUUAUCAAUAAAAAAAAUGUACUGUCCAUUCUUUGUGUUACAUUUCGGUUAUUGUUAUAUUUUUUUCAAAUUACCUUACAAUGAUAUGAAAUCUUGUUAUCCAUAGAAUGAACCCAAAAAAUGUUAAUGUAUUUCAUCAAUAAUGUAUUAAAAUUGUAGGUUUUUGCACUGUAAAACAAAAAAUGAAGAAUCAAUUGUAUCAGUAUAUAAAUUAACCGAGAUGGAAGUCGGAACUAGUCAAUACAAACAAGAAGGCAAAAAGAAAUAUAGGGAAUGGGGGUCUGGUGGUAAAUAUGACACGACAGAGAGCUUCGGUCUGCGUUCGUUAUCUUUUAUUUGCGACUUUAGUUCCAGAUAUUAAUCUGUCAUUUGUAUUCAUAACCAAAUGCUUAUAACACAUCUUUGUGGUCGACCACAGCGAAUUGUCGAACCGCCAUGAUUCCCAUUCUAUUUUGGCGAAUUUGUAGAAGAGCUAUUUUGGGGUCACAUGAUAUGACUCUUCCCUCAUUUCGAUAAUCAAAAGCCCUCUUUCUCUCUCUCUCUCAAGGUUCUGUAAUGAUGUUUGGCAUUCUUAUUAUCAUUGCUAACGGGCAUGGUUGCUCAGUGGUAGAUCGUCCGGCUGCCUCAUGAACGGUAGGUUGUGGGUUCGAUCCCUGGCCAAGUCAUACCAAAGACUAAAUGAGACCUUCUUGCUAGGCGCUCAGCAUUUAGAUUGGAGAAGGGUGAUAAUUACAUCUUAAGCCCGCUGGUAAAGCAGUUUUCUAACUGAAGUGGCUACCCUGGGUAAAUAAAACGUUAUCAUUAAUAUUAUUAUUUGAGACCUUUCUCCGUAAUUCAAAAUAUGCGACAGUGCUAAACAUCUCUUCAUCCACCCACUCUCCCUUCCCUUCUCUCUCUUUCUCCCCUUGUUUACCCGUCUUUUUGAAGAAUAACACCAUUUUGGGUAAAAUAGUUGCAUUUGUUCAUUUAUUAAGUCUUUUUAAAUACAAAAGACAACUUCAUCCUCGAUCAUAAAUACCAUGGUAGGAAGGACCUGUUGACCACAUGAUACAUAAAAAAAAAAAAAUUGAAACAAAAUAUACAAAGGUAGGCCCUUAAUCAUUGUCCGGGUUCUAAGAAAAUCAUAAACAUUAAUAUUUUUGAAGAAAUAAGACCUGUCCUGAAAAUACGUACAACGCAGAUCAUAUUGUUACCUAAUCAUCAUAACAUUUGUUGGAGCAAUAAAUCACCUUCUUUCGGUUCGAGA
Molecule: messenger RNA, 4535 nt
Organism: Lytechinus pictus (painted urchin)
Lineage: Eukaryota; Metazoa; Echinodermata; Echinoidea; Temnopleuroida; Toxopneustidae
Product: small conductance calcium-activated potassium channel protein-like
Exons: 5
Coding region: 1-1827 (608 amino acids)
Biological process (GO): potassium ion transmembrane transport
Cellular component (GO): plasma membrane
Molecular function (GO): small conductance calcium-activated potassium channel activity; calmodulin binding
Source: RefSeq, a predicted model, not a curated record